AUGUGCUCAUAUCCACUCAUACCAGAGGCAGGGGGGCGGAUAGGCAGGUGGCACCAUUGCGGCACAUGCCGGCGGGCAUUGAAUCUGGGCCACAUGCGUUUACAUUUGACAAGAUCCAAAUUUAAACCAGGAGGCUCGUCUCACGUAUUGUUAUUUUUCGCGACGAGUAGCAAGACAACGCGUGGGUUCCUUGGCCUUUCAUACCGCGAGACAUCGAAGGCGGUAGAACUUAUUGAGUCAUAUCAGCUCAAUUACCCAUCCGUAUUACCUCUUGAUACUAUGGGGUGGAAGGCUGUAGAGCUUCGUCAAAAAGAACAGAACGCUUGUCAGAUAACCCGUGGACUCGAACACCGCUCACACCCCACGCCCCAAGAACUCCUCGAAUCGCUUAAUACACAGUCUGCUGACUGGGAGUGUCAUCACAUGCAGAUGGUCCCGGAAAACGAACUGGCAGAGGAGGUAGGGCCCGAGGUAGAGGCAGAGGUAGAGGCGGGGGCCCGAGUGUUAUGGGUGUUGAUGGUGAAGCAGUUAGAGGUUCCGGCCGCGGAAAUGGUAGGGCAAGGGGUGGUCGUAGUAUUAAUCGGCGCGGACGUGGGAGGGGUGGGGGUGAACCCGAACAGCAUACACAAGAGGGGUCGGAAAUUGCAGGCAGUAUUGGCCGAAGAGGUCGAGGUGGAGGCAACGGAGCAUUGGGUAGCGGUGGAAGAGGGGCUGAUGGACCAGGCAGGGGGGGAUUGCAGGGAAGUGUUAUGGGCAGCGGACAAGGAGGACGAAGAGCAACGAGAGGGUUACCCCGGGGAGGUAGAGGUGGAGGCGGGUCAGAUCGAGGUCGUGGUGGAGGGAGGCAGAGUCGGAAGCGGCGGAUUAAGCGGCAGUGGCAGUGGACGAAGAGGUAUAGGGAGAGGCAGGGGUAAUGGACGUGGGGGUAGGGUUGGAGGUGGCGGAGUUGGUGGCGCGGGCGGCCAGCCAGGACGAGCUACACCCAAUGCAAUGGUGCUAACUGAUUCGGACUCCGACGGAGAGGCAUCAGACCACUCAGACUCCGACAGCGAUGCCUGGGACGCUCGGGGGAUCUUGGACGAUAUCGAUACAGGCUUUGGAAUUGCUCCCCAAGGAGGAUUACUGGAGGUAUCUGGCUAUGGAUCUGACUGA
Messenger RNA from Stereum hirsutum FP-91666 SS1, 1152 nucleotides. RefSeq lists its product as uncharacterized. The record is from RefSeq and is a predicted model, not a curated record. Lineage: Eukaryota; Fungi; Basidiomycota; Agaricomycetes; Russulales; Stereaceae. The transcript has 10 exons. The coding region runs from base 1 to 1152 and encodes 383 amino acids.